CCAGUGCGAAACACUCCCCUCCACCCAGGCCAAACACCACCCGCAGGCCGCACCAGACAAGACAAUCAGGCGCAAGCCCAUAAACCCCACCGCAGCCACCCGAUACGGGCCCAUCCAGCGGCCCAGAUCACGCCACGCAUGCUCCCCCGCCUGCUCCUCGGGCCCCACCGCCUGCUCCUCGGCGGCCCCCUCGCCGCGACCGCGAGCGCGGCGCCCCUCCCCCGCCGCCGCGCCGUCGCCGGCCGCCGGGUCAUGUCCGCCUCCGCCGCGCCCGCCCCGGGGCCGAGGCGGCGGCCGCUGCGCGGGGUGGUGUUCGACAUGGACGGCACCCUCACGGUGCCCGUCAUCGACUUCCAGGCCAUGUACCGCGAGGUGCUCGGCGGGGACGCGGCCUACGCCGCGGCGCGCGCGGCCGGGGGAGGCGCCGUCGACAUCCUCCACUGCAUCGAGGACUGGGCGCCAGACAAGCAGCGCCACGCGUACGAGGUUAUCGCGCGCUUCGAACAGGAGGGGCUCGACCGCCUCCAGAUCAUGCCCGGGGCCUCGGAGCUAUGCGGCUUCCUGGACGCAAAGCAGAUCAGAAAGAAUUCGACUAACAUCGAUGUUGUACAGCUGUUUGUUGAAAGGCUGAUUGUCACUUCUCUAGUUUAUUGCGUGUACCAGAGUGGGUACUGUUGCUUGACACAAGCAAUCCAGUUCAUGAUUAUUGUCGAGCAUGUGUGCUGUGUCAUUUUAAAAAUAAGAGGUUUGAUCACCCGUAAUGUGAAGGACGCAGUUGAUUUGUUUCACCAAAGAUUUGGUAUGAUGUUCACUCCUGCACUUAGUAGAGAAUUUCGCCCCUAUAAGCCAGAUCCAGCUCCACUGCUUCACAUAUGCUCCACUUGGAACAUUCCGCCACACGAAGUGAUCAUGGUCGGCGACAGUCUCAAGGAUGAUGUGAGCGUUCUUCAACUGAUUAUAAGCUGUAGCGUAUAAAAGGUUGUUUGUGGAAAGAGGGCAGGAGCUUUUACUUGCUUGCUAGAUGAAACAGGGCGAUAUGGUCCUCAUGAUUCUUUGCCUGAGGAAGUUAAACCUGACUUCAAGGUGGCCUCGCUUACAGAAGUGUUCACUGUGCUGGAGGAGUACUUCGAUUUGGCACCAGUACCUGCUGAGAGUAGAAUAUGACAGCGAAGUUUUAUUGGACUUGGCCGCUAAUGUGAAAUCGGCUACCCAACCAACACCUUGAAUAAUGUGGACAAUGUUGAUGCCAUUUCAACUUUCAAGUAUCAGAAGCCCUGCUAGAGCCUGCAGCCAGAAGGCGAUGGCUGUUCCAAAUGUGGAUUAAAUGUCAUUGAAAUGGCAAUGAAGUGAUUCGAUUUGUUGUAAAUCUACUAUCAUAUGUUGUCCCCAACUAAAUCAGCUUGUGUCGUUUAGUGACUGAAAUGGCCAUAAGUAUCUGACAAUUCAGAAUAUAACAAUAAAAAAAACCAUGGAUACCAUUCGUUCAA
Sorghum bicolor (sorghum) is the source of this 1487-nucleotide messenger RNA. RefSeq names its product haloacid dehalogenase-like hydrolase domain-containing protein At2g33255. The coding region runs from base 139 to 975 and encodes 278 amino acids. The record is from RefSeq and is a predicted model, not a curated record. The transcript is spliced from 6 exons. Lineage: Eukaryota; Viridiplantae; Streptophyta; Magnoliopsida; Poales; Poaceae.